GACGGAUCUAGAUCCUUUAGAUCUCGGAAGUUCUUAGGGGGCGUCCAAUGGCAAGAUGGCGGCGCUGACAGCUCCAUGGCUAUCUCGGCUCUGGAUUCACACCACUAGACCGAGCUCUCUGGCUGCUCUUCACACUAGAGCUUGGCACCCUACAACAGAAAAUGAAGAUGUUGCCACUAACUUACAGAUUAGACAGAAGAGCAGUGCAGUAAGUGCACCAAAACCAUCUCUGCCAAGCAGCCGCGGAGAGUAUGUUGUCACAAAGCUUGAUGAGCUGGUAAACUGGGCACGCAGGAGCUCCCUAUGGCCUAUGACUUUUGGCUUGGCUUGUUGUGCUGUGGAGAUGAUGCAUAUGGCUGCUCCGAGGUAUGACAUGGACAGGUUUGGGGUAGUUUUUCGUGCCAGUCCUAGACAAGCAGAUGUGAUGAUUGUGGCAGGAACCCUAACAAAUAAGAUGGCCCCUGCACUCAGGAAGGUUUAUGAUCAGAUGCCAGAACCGCGUUAUGUUGUAUCCAUGGGCAGCUGUGCAAAUGGAGGAGGAUACUAUCAUUAUUCGUACUCUGUGGUCAGAGGAUGUGAUAGAAUCGUACCUGUAGAUAUAUAUGUUCCUGGCUGUCCUCCCACUGCUGAAGCAUUGCUCUACGGAAUAUUGCAGCUGCAGAAAAAAAUCAAGCGAGAGAAGAGAAUGCGCAUUUGGUAUAGGAAAUAAAUGCGUUUUCAUUAUAUUUAUAAAAUGCUGAAGCACCGUGCACAUGGGUGUCCUGGGAUUACAGUCAGGACUGCUGUUUUAAAGCCCUGUGCUUUAUGUGACACAGUAAGGAUCACAGGUGUCUUCUGAAGUUUGUACAAAUAAACCUUUCUUUCCAAGUUCACGCCUGAAUGAGUUCAUAGGCUGUUUGUGAUAAGUAGAAGAGGUGUGAGAGAAUUAUACCUGCUCUCUAAUAACGGAGUGUACAUGUGAGCAGCUAAUAAAAGAAUAUGGAACAAGCCACAAA
Messenger RNA from Spea bombifrons (plains spadefoot toad), 995 nucleotides. It is a transcript of the gene NDUFS7, whose product is annotated as NADH:ubiquinone oxidoreductase core subunit S7. The transcript has 8 exons. Gene Ontology annotation, molecular function: 4 iron, 4 sulfur cluster binding; quinone binding; NADH dehydrogenase (ubiquinone) activity. Gene Ontology annotation, biological process: mitochondrial respiratory chain complex I assembly; aerobic respiration; electron transport coupled proton transport. The coding region runs from base 56 to 709 and encodes 217 amino acids. The record is from RefSeq and is a predicted model, not a curated record. Lineage: Eukaryota; Metazoa; Chordata; Amphibia; Anura; Pelobatidae.